GAAUUUUUAUGUAACCGACAAAAACUAUCGACAAGAUACUUUAAUCAAGGCAUAUAAUUUGGUAAGACUUAGCAAGAUUAUAAAAACUAGUUUAAAUGAACAUGGAGUACUAAUUAAAGAUGACGCAAAUGAAGUGUUACACAAUGAUAGUUGUAGUUUUCUUAGAAUCACUAAAGCUAAUCCUAAAGUUCUUUUAGGAUUUGUAUUACUAGCCA
Molecule: messenger RNA, 215 nt
Organism: Racocetra persica
Lineage: Eukaryota; Fungi; Glomeromycota; Glomeromycetes; Diversisporales; Gigasporaceae
Source: the annotation of a GenBank genome assembly